This is a messenger RNA of Acipenser ruthenus (sterlet), 1725 nucleotides long. Its product is annotated as NHP2-like protein 1. Gene Ontology annotation, biological process: ribosome biogenesis; mRNA splicing, via spliceosome; maturation of SSU-rRNA. Bases 189 to 575 code for a protein of 128 amino acids. Gene Ontology annotation, cellular component: precatalytic spliceosome; nucleolus; U4/U6 x U5 tri-snRNP complex. The record is from RefSeq and is a predicted model, not a curated record. The transcript has 3 exons. Lineage: Eukaryota; Metazoa; Chordata; Actinopteri; Acipenseriformes; Acipenseridae. Gene Ontology annotation, molecular function: RNA binding.
AGUGUGUUUCCGUUACCGGCGUCUUUCCUUUUUGGGGGUACGUGUUUGAGUUGCAUUGUGGGUGUAGGUAGUAGUUUCCCAGAUUCGCUGCAACACUAAGAGGUUAUAUUGUACAUUCCUCCGUGAAGCGCACGCCGAGAGGACCCAUUUUCAUAAAUUCUGCCGCCUUUUUGAAAUACAGCCGAAUCAUGACUGAUGCAGAAGUUAAUCCCAAGGCCUACCCACUAGCGGAUGCUACGCUGACCAAAACCAUAUUGGACCUGGUGCAGCAAGCGUCCAACUACAAGCAGCUGAGGAAGGGGGCAAAUGAAGCCACUAAGACACUCAACAGAGGAAUUGCAGAGUUCAUUGUGAUGGCUGCUGAUGCUGAGCCCCUGGAGAUCAUCCUGCACCUCCCACUGCUCUGUGAAGAUAAGAACGUGCCCUACGUGUUCGUGCGCUCCAAGCAGGCUCUUGGGCGUGCAUGUGGGGUGUCCCGGCCCGUCAUCGCUACGUCGGUGACCAUUAAGGAGGGAUCUCAGCUGAAGCCGCAGAUUCAGUCUGUUCAGCUGGCUAUUGAACGACUGCUGGUCUAAUUGUGUAUAUAUAAUCUGCAGGCAUAAGUGAUUUGUUUAGUUACCUGGGCAAAUAGUGAAAAGACUCAAUUUUGUUUUAAAGGUGAAGAGAACCUUGAAGUGUUAGAUGCUUUUAUUUGAAUUCAUCCUUUUUCUUUUCCAUUUUCUUUGUUCCAGUUGCCUAUACAGAAUGACGGAACAGGCCGAUGCCUAUUCCACUGUACAAAUAUGUAUUUCUUUGCAUUUUGCGUUCGCUUUCUUUAAAAUUAAAAACAGAAAUUGCAUUUGUUAUUCUUAAUGGUUUCUCCAUGCACUCCGGAAUAAAAGGGGAUCAAUUAUUCCACAGCAAAUGCUGUGGUAAAUACAUUUUAAAAGGAUGAGUCGACAAAGGAACACAGAGGAAGGCAUUAUAGUGUAAACUGAUCCCCAAUUCAAAGUAACUCUGAAAAAUGUGUUAUCAUGGAUGACAAGAAUGGUAAUCAUGUGGCUUUGUUUGUAAGUGAUAGUGCAUUGUUUAGGUAGUUUGGAUAGGAUGUAUAUGUUUAUUACUUUGUUUCUCAUGUAUGCUUUCUUACAUGCAGUAAAUGAAAUAUACUGGCCAUGGAGGGCCCCUUUAGUGAGAAUCUAAUGCAUGUUUUAGUCUUUGAUUUGGUAUUAAAUAAUUGUAUAGACAAACAGCUGUAUUGCAUAUUAACCUUGUAAUGCUGAUUUCUGUAUCUUGCCUACCUCCCAUUCUAUAUUAAUAUAUUUUUUUCAGCCACACAAGCUAUAAUUUUUCUGUACAUUGGUUGUUGCCAGACAGGGAACAAAAUACAAAAGUGUUUUGUACAAGAAGGUUAAAUGAAAACCAUGGCAUUAUCUUGCAAGGUAUUCACGUCAAGAAGCAAUGGCUUCUUAAUACAUUUAUUAAACUAUUCAACACGGUUUACGCGGAAAUACUGCACUCCCAAAGCCUGACUGCCACACACAGAUGUGCAGUAUGUAUGACAGUCCACAAGCAACUUAAAAACUUUACCAACAUAAGUCAGGGAUGUAGUGUCAAAAAAUAAAAAAAUUACCAGAAGUGUUUUAUGCACACCUGUGUUUGUGAAAGUCUGUGUUCACAGUACUGUACAUACAAUUAAUUCUGGGUUGCAUAUCGAUGUACAGCAAUAAAACAAAUUGGAUUGAU